Molecule: messenger RNA, 1693 nt
Organism: Austrofundulus limnaeus
Lineage: Eukaryota; Metazoa; Chordata; Actinopteri; Cyprinodontiformes; Rivulidae
Product: myozenin-2
Exons: 6
Coding region: 188-943 (251 amino acids)
Cellular component (GO): Z disc; actin cytoskeleton
Molecular function (GO): FATZ binding; telethonin binding; actin binding
Source: RefSeq, a predicted model, not a curated record
CACUCUCUUACACCGUCGGCUAAAAUAAACUUGGUGAAGUAAGUGCUGGAGGCAUCCCGAGUUCAGUUUUAUACYGACUCUGCUGAGGAGUGGAAGAGUUGACCGUGGAAGCAUCUCAGAUCCAGCACAGACCACAGAGACCAGUUCAAGCAGACGGGCACCUGUAGUCAGGGAACGAACAUUGACGAUGAUGAAAUCAGGGCUGGACGACCUGACCAAGCAGAGGAUGCUGCAGUCUAGAGCUCUGUCUCAGGAGGCCCGAGGUCUGAACUUGGGGAAGAAGAUCAGUGUUCCUAAAGACGUGAUGAUUGAGGAGCUGAACCUUGCAUCUAAUCGAGGCUCUCGCAUGUUUCAGGAGAGACUGAAGAGGGCCGACAAGUUCACUGUGGAGAACGCCUCCAUCGGUCCUUACUACACCGGUGUUCACCUCGAGGCCGAACCUCCCCAGCAGCUAGCCCCCYUGCCACAGGGAGGAAAAGAGAACCAGGCAUUCUCAGUCCCUGGUAAGCACAGCCUGGUCAUGAACCUUCAGAAGACUGUAGCAAAGAAGGGCAGUCCCGGUGUCCUGGCUCCAGGGUAUUCUGGACCUCUGAAAGAAAUUCCCCAUGAGAAGUUCAACACAACAGUAAUCCCCAAAUCCUAUUGCUCCCCGUGGAGAGAAGCUUUGGGAGACAGCGAAGAGCUUCUGAACGCCCUCAACACCCAGCUGCCACAGGUCCCACAAAGACUAGAGCCUGCCAACUACAGGUGCUUCAACAGAUCUGCAAUGCCAUUCGGGGGCGCGAUGGCCAGCAAGAGAGUGAUCCCAGUUAUUGGCUUCGAGGCCGUGGAGACCCAGAAACUGCCCGGAAACACUUUGGACCGCAUGUACCGACGACCCAACUUCAACAGAGCACCCAGAGGAUGGGGCAUCGAUUUCAGUCCUGAAUCUAAUGAACUCUGAAAAKAAGUUAAACUAAGGACUAAAGUAGAAACGUCUUCCUCUUACAGAAGAUCCUUCUGGUGAUCAUAAGGAAAGUGAAAAAUAACCCCAUGACGUGAUAAAUUGAGUCAGCUGCUACCGAUUCUGGUUUUGAGCAGUUGAGCCAAAGGCUGCUGGUUUAUAAAUAGUCAAAUCAGGUUGAUCAGUCUUAUAGCCUUGCUUUAGUUCUGUAGCUUUAUCUAUUCAUCGCACAAAACAAAACCAUGACUCAUUUACAGUGGGACAAUCUGGAUUCAACGGAGCUAUUUUAAUGAUUUAAAAAAACAUUAAAAAAACCCAUACAAUAAAGUAAUGAUGCUGUUGGAAUUUAAGAUUGCAUUUACUAGUAAACAAAACAAAACAAAACAAAACAAAAACACACACAAAGUCAACAUAACUGAAGAUGAACAGAUUUUAAAAUGCUCCUCAGAAUUCAGCUCUAUGUUUAAUUCAAAAACAAAAUUAACAUGAAAUAAAGGGGGUUUCAUAUGUACACCAGCCCUACGUGGCUCUGGUUAUGUUGGUUAGUACGCUUAAGUCUUUUUUUACAGUUUCGUUACUUAUCAUUUGUAAGAAGUGAAGUCAUUAUGUGCGACCCAUGCUGGAUUUUCCUGUGACACAGACGGUGCUCUUUCAGUUCAUUUCCUUCUCUGCAGGUGGGAUUAUUAAACAACUAAUUCCAGCGGKGCUCAUUUCCACUAAAAGUCGUAUUCGGGUCUGCAGCAGCCUUUU